CUCUCUCUCUGCAUCUCACGCGCGCAACUAUAACCACAACCUCCGGUUAGCAUAGAAACUAACGCUCUAACCUGUUUUGGUUACCAUUUAUUAGCGUCUUUGAUUUUUUUCAUAUUUCUUCCCCAGUUCUUUGGCUUCUAUUUAUCUGUUUUUGCUUUUAUCUUUUUCCCAUCGUCUUCGUCUGAAAAAAAAAUUCUCUCUGGGACAUAGAUACCUCGGAAUAUAUCUGAAUAAUUCCAAUUGGGGUCUUCUUCUCUGGCGGCUCUUCUUCCAUUUUAGAGAAUGGGUAAGGAUGAAAAAGAUCAUGAGGAUACAAAGGAGGGUUCUGGGUUAAAUGAGAAUCGUCAAGAAGGGUGUUCUUCAAAGGAAGGGAAGGGGAAGAGAUUGUGGAAUAAAGUGAAGUACCAGCUAGUGGAGUACCACUCUUUGCCUGGGUUUUUAAGGGACAAUGAGUUCAUUCUUGGUCAUUAUCGGUCCGAAUGGCCUUUGAAACAGACUUUACUCAGCGUUUUCACCAUUCACAAUGAGACCCUCAAUGUAUGGACGCAUUUAAUAGGGUUCUUCCUCUUCCUUACCCUGACCAUUUACACUGCAAUGAAGAUUCCCAAGUUUGUGGAUCUCCCUACCAUACACCAUUUCCCUGAUGUGUUGAGAAAAGCUGAUAUGCACAAACUGCAUGCAGAACUUUUGACUUGUCUUCCUUCCUUGCCAAACAUGCCUGAUUUGCAAACAUUUCGGGAGGAGUUAAAGACGUCAAUAUUGCCUUCCAUGGAUUUGCUACCAUCACCAUCGAACUGGUAUAUUGUAGAAUUGCUCACAAACUGUUUGCCUGAGCGAUUCUCCCAUUCCAACCAUACAGAUGUUUGUCUUUUGCUUAGCAUGAAAGAGGAAUUGGCAAACAUAAUUGCUCCCUUGAUGAAGAGGCCAAUCACACGAUGGCCAUUCUUUGCUUUCUUGGGUGGAGCCAUGUUUUGCUUGCUAGCCAGCAGCAUAUGCCAUUUGCUCUUAUGUCACUCACAGCGUCUAUCAUACAUCAUGCUUAGGCUUGACUAUGCUGGCAUUGUUGCCCUCAUAUCGACUUCCUUUUAUCCUCCUGUCUACUAUUCCUUCAUGUGCUACCCCUUCUUCUGCAAUCUUUACAUGGGAUUCAUAACACUCCUGGGAAUUGGCACAAUCCUGGUUUCUCUCCUUCCUGUGUUCGAAAGCCCCAAAUAUCGUGGCCUUCGUGCAUGCCUCUUCUCCGGGAUGGGUCUACUGGGGAUAGCACCCAUUUUCCACAAGCUUAUCUUGUUCUGGCAUCAGCCUGAGGCACACCAUACAACUGGAUAUGAAAUUUUGAUGGGGGCUUUCUACGGUCUUGGAGCGCUUGUUUAUGCAACGAGGGUUCCAGAGCGAUGGAUGCCAGGUAAAUUCGACAUUGCUGGACAUAGCCACCAACUUUUUCAUAUAUUGGUAGUGGCAGGGGCCUACUCUCAUUACCGGGCAGGGCUAGUUUACCUCAAAUGGCGAGACCUGGAAGGGUGCUAAUAGUUCAUUGGAGAAGGAUUGAACUAAGAGUUGGAAAUCUCUGCUUGUUAGUGUACCAAUAGGUGAUUCAGAGGUGUAUAUGUAUGCUGUGUGAAGAGGUUCUAUUCACCUUCUUCUAAUGUGAACAACAUCAUCAAUUAAUUGUUGGGUAUAUAGGCAUUAUUUUCAGCUGGGAUCAAACAAGAAGUUCAAUUUAGAUUUCUCCAAACUGUUGGAUUUAGAGAAAUUUAGCUAGUUGGAAAUGUCUGCUUGUUAUUGUACCAAUAGGUGAUUCAUAUGUAUACAUAUUUGUAGGUUGAAGAGGUUAUACCCACCUUGUGGUAAUGUGAACUUCUUCAUUAAGCAAUUGUUGGGUUUAUCGACCUUCUUGUUAUAUGUAAUCAAUCAUUUGUGAAAUAAAAGAAGCAGUAGGUUUUCCGAGG
Molecule: messenger RNA, 1949 nt
Organism: Ilex paraguariensis (yerba mate)
Lineage: Eukaryota; Viridiplantae; Streptophyta; Magnoliopsida; Aquifoliales; Aquifoliaceae
Source: the annotation of a GenBank genome assembly